AUGCAAUGUACGAGUACUUCUCGAGAGCAUUCGGGGAUCUAGGUAAAACAUCGCACCGAAACCUUUUGCUGGUGCCUACUUUCUUUUUAAUAAGCUUUUAGCUGUUUGAGAUGAGAAAUUUAUGUAUUGUAUUGUACAGGGGAAUAAUAAUACAACGCUUUUUUCCAAGCUUGACGCCACACCUGCUUCAGAUUUACGACAGUUAUCCAUAGCUGAGCUGAGCGAGUAUUUAUCAAAAUCAUAAUAAUUAUUACAAGUAUCAUAAUUUUUUUGUUUUAUAGAACAAUUACAUAACUUCAUUCAACAUGCCUGGGGUGAUCAUGGCAAUGCAGACAUGAAUGGCAGAGUCAACUUAAGUCUAAAAUGCAGUGAAAGAACAUUGAACGUGCGGUUACUGGUUGCUGUGCUGGCACGUGUAUUCCGUGUGCGACUGUAAAUUCAUGGAUACGUAUCUUGCUCUUGAUUUUUGUGGCAUGCAGGCAGGAUGCAACUUCGAGGGUAACUGUUACUCAAGUGCAUGUGGAGGCGUUUGGUGUGGACAUUGUGAUGGCUGUUGACUGGUCUGGUUGGCAUGCUUUGGAGCGACUAAAAGAUUUGUGGAGAAGCAAGCCAGCGUAUUUCCUGAAAUUUCGAGUGUUUUCGCGGAGCAUAGAGCUGCUGCAGUCCGAUGGCGAUCGUCGAUUCUACGCGGAUCAUGAGUGCUGUGCUUUGGCGAACAGCACGUUAACCGUUGCCCUGUCCUGCUACGAUGCUUGCCGCCUGCACGCCCUAUGCCAGUCGUGCCCGGGCGGAAGCCUUUGUGCUGGCGUGGCCGCUGGUUUAGACCCGUCCAGGGAGACCGUUGGCGAGCUAUCCGCUGAGUCUCCUGACGGCUGCAUGUGCCACUGUGCAUGGGCGGCACGGCAAGCGGACGUGACGGCCGUCGCUCCGUCUGUGCUGAGGCCGCCCAUACGCAGCGACAUACUACGCGUGGGACGCACGCACCGGCGUAGGACUCUAGGCGCGCUGGACAAUGCCGGCACUGCGUGGUCAUGCCAGCGACGCUUUGUCACGUGCUGCGUCCGACAGUCCCCAGAGAAAAAUGCCAUGUUGUUUGCUGACUUAGCGGUGGAGAUGGCAGCAUUUCUCCGCAAUAGAAGCAUCUCCUUACGACUCUGUGGGGCUGUAGCCGAUCAAUCCUACGCAUCCUUGGUAAAAUCCAGGAUAGCUGAGGCAGGAGUACAGGUCGAAUACUGGGGAGGGUUUAGCUCAACUGACAAGCUGAUGGAGGCGUUUCAGACAAGCUUGCUGAACAUUCACCCGUCACUUCAUGAUGCAUUCGGUAUGACUGUUGUUGAAGCAGCAGCUGUUGCCACACCCAGCUUAAUCCAUGAUGAUAUUGCUGUUGGCGUCAGCGAGGUCUUCUCCCAUGGUGAGGUGUUCCGAGUCAACCUCUCAGCGCCAAUCAAACAGGUGGCUGAGGUGGUCCAGCGCUUGCUGUCUAGGCGUGUACACCUGGCCAGCGUGGGACGGCGUGCUCAGCACCAGGCCUUGACGUUCACGCAGACUGCGUAUCAACUGUCCUUGAGCGAGAUCAUCAAUCGAGUGAAUGCUGUGUAAUAAUUUGCCCCUUGAAAUUAAUUGAAUACAGCGCUUUUCGGUGGCAUCGUGCUUCGACCGCGUGGAUAGCAGUGAUGGCUGCAAUGACAGCCAUCUUGGAGCAGGGCAUCCGUGGCGAUGAGCAAACUCGUGUGUAGUCCAUACCAGUUACAUUGUGUUCCGAGGUGUGAAACUCAAUGCAUUGGCACCUUUGUUGGACAGUUCUCCCCCCCCCCCCCCCCCCCCCCCACUUCGACGCAUGGGAUUGGGGAUGACUGUUUCCAGUGCAUUCAGUGUAUCAUUAUGCAAUGUACGAGUACUUCUCGAGAGCAUUCAGGGAUCCAGGUAAAACAUCGCACCGAAACCUUUUGUUGGUGGAUUCUUCUUUUUAAUAAGCUUUUAGCUGUUUGAGAUGAGAAAUUUAUGUUUUGUAUUGUACAGGAGAAUAAUAAUACAACGCUUUUUUCCAAGCUUGACGCCACACCUGCUGCUUCAGAUUUACGACAGUUAUCCAUAGAUGAGCUGAGCGAGUAUUUAUCAAAAUCAUAAUUAUCAUUAUUAUUAUUUUUAUUUAUAGAACAAUUACAUAACUUCAUUCAACAUGCCUGGGGAGAUCAUGGCAAUGCAGACAUGAAUGGCGGAGUCAACUUUAAGUCUAAAAUGCAGUGAAAGAACAUUGAACGUGCGGUUACUGGCUGCUGGCACGUGUAUUUCAUGUGCGACUGUAAAUUCAUGGAUACGUAUCUUGCUCUUGAUUGUUGUGGCAUGCAGGCAGGAUGCAACUUCGA
Messenger RNA from Sycon ciliatum, 2366 nucleotides. RefSeq lists its product as uncharacterized. The coding region runs from base 547 to 1599 and encodes 350 amino acids. NCBI's taxonomy places the organism in Eukaryota, Metazoa, Porifera, Calcarea, Leucosolenida, Sycettidae. The record is from RefSeq and is a predicted model, not a curated record. Gene Ontology annotation, molecular function: glycosyltransferase activity. The transcript has 8 exons.